CUUUCUCUCUUUUGCACUAUAGAGUCACCUUAUUUUAGAAAGGAGUUUCAAUCCAUGGAAGUCUUGAAGGAUUCUGAUGUGGUUUUGGAGUGUGAGGUGCUUGGUACACCUCCCUUUGAAGUGUUUUGGGUGAAGGAUGAUAAGCCUGUGCGGAGCAGUAAGAAGCAUAGAAUAAGCACUGAGAAAUCUUUGAUUAGCCUCCAUGUCUUCAGGUUUGAUGCGUCUGAUGUUGGUGAAUAUCAGUGUAGAGUAACAAAUGAUGUGGGAAGCUGUUUCUGCAGUUCAGAGGUCACACUGAAAGGUUAGUGCAAGGUGGAAAACUCCACUAAGCGUGAUUUUGUGCCAGUGUGGUUUCCAUGCCACACAAGCAUGAACCAGGCCUGUACUUACUUAGUCACUUUCUUCCUGCUAGAGCCUCCCCAGUUUUUGAAGAGGAUAGAAAACAUUAGUUCCCUUCGAGGGGGCACAGUCGUGUUUCAGGCUGCUGUUAAAGGCUCCUUGCCCAUCACUGUCUCCUGGCUGAAAGACAGUGAUGAAGUUAUUGAAGACAGUAAUAUCAAAAUGACCUUUGUGAACAAUAUUGCCACUCUUCUGGUGAAGUCUAUUGAACUGAAACAUGAUGGAAAAUAUUUCUGCCAGGCUAAAAAUGAGGCAGGAAUUCAGAGGUGCUCUGCUCUGCUGACUGUCAAAGAGCCUGCUACAAUCGUGGAUAAGGCUGUGUCAAUAGAUGUGACUGAGGGAGACCCAGCAACCUUGCAAUGUAAAUUUUCCGGAACAAAAGAUAUUACAGCCAAAUGGUUCAAAGAUGGCAAGGAAUUGACUUUAGGCCCAAAAUAUAAGAUCAGUGUUACAGAUACUGUCUCAGUCUUAAAGGUACUUCAUGCGGAAAAGAAAGAUAGUGGGGAAUAUGUAUUUGAGGUUCACAACGAUGUUGGAAGAAGUAGCUGUUCUGCCAGCAUCAAUGUCCUAGAUCUCAUUAUACCACCUAAAUUCACCAAAAAGCUCAAGAAAAUGGACAGCAUUAAGGGAUCUUUUGUCCACUUGGAAUGUAUAGUGUCUGGUUCACAUCCUAUAAGUAUCCAGUGGUACAAGGAUGGUCAAGAAAUAACAACAAGUGAAAAGCACAAAUACUCUUUCCAUGAUAAUACUGCCUUUCUGGAAAUCAAUAAACUCGAAGGCACAGACAGUGGCUCUUACACUUGUGAAGCAACAAAUAAGGCAGGAAGCAACCAAUGCAGUGGGUUCUUAACCGUCAAAGAGCCACCAUAUUUUGUGGAAAAGCCUCAGUCCCAAGAAGUUGUGCCCCAUGCUAGGGUUCAGUUCAAAGCAUUGGUGAAAGGCUCUACUCCUCUGCAGAUAAAGUGGUUUAAAGACAGCCAGGAGCUCCUUUCUGGAGCCAAUCGUUCUGUCUGGAUGGAUGACACAUCUAGUGUGCUGGAGCUCUUCUCAGCUAGGAUGUCUGACUCUGGAAACUACACUUGUCAGAUAAGCAAUGAUGUGGGGACUGCAACAUGUAAAGCAACUUUGUUUGUAAAAGGUGUGCAGCUCAGUGUUAUUCACAUCUUUGUUGUUCUGAUUUUUCUGUACAAAUGAGGGGGAGGAGACAGGAAACACUUUUUGGAAAAGUAUUUCCAAAAACUGAAUGUUAUGAAACCUCACUUUUUUUGUCUGUCUUUUAGAGCCCCCCAGGUUUAUUCAGAUGCCAACUCCUGUAGUAGCUUUGCGUGAAGGACAGUCCACUACUUUUGAGUGCCAUGUAGUAGGAACACCAGAGAUACGUGUCACGUGGUACUUGGAUGGGAAUGAAAUGACUGAUGAAGCUAAGUACGGCAUCUCUUUCAUUGAUGGUCUAGCCACUUUGAAAGUCACUCAAGCCAGAGUGUCGGAUAGUGGGAUUUAUGUUUGUGAAGCCCACAACGAUGCAGGUAGUGAGAGCUGCAGCAUCGAAUUGAAAGUAAAAGGUUGGUUUUGAAAAUUUUGUCAUCAUCCAGCUGUGCCACAUAACUAGAGUGAUGAAAUGGGGGAGACCAUUUCUCCCCUCAUAAUUACCAAGGUUACUAUCCACUUUCCCUUUAUUCCUCUUUAUAGAGCCUCCAACAUUUGUUCGAGAGUUGAGACCUACUGAGGUAGUAAAGGGUUUGGAUGCCAUGCUCGAGUGUGAGGUGACUGGUACUCCUCCAUUUGAGGUGAAGUGGCUGAAGAAUAAUAAGGAGAUGUUCAGCAGCAAGAAAUAUGCUAUCUCCACCAAAGAAUCAGUAUUUACUCUUAAUGUGACCAACUGUGACACCUCAGAUGUAGGUGAAUAUCAGUGCAUUAUAUCAAACGAAGUUGGAAGCUGUUCUUGUAGCACAAGGCUCAGCUUGAAAGGUCAGUCUCCUGAAAAGUACCCCAAAGAUAACUGCCACUAGCUGAAGUACAGUGACUAAGAUGACCUUAUGUGAUCUCUCCUUUAUUCCCUUUCCAUGACUUACCCUUCUACACAAUAAAACCUCACACCACAGAACCAGCAUCCUUUGUCAAGAAACUGGAGAAUGUCACUACUGUUU
This is a messenger RNA of Tympanuchus pallidicinctus (lesser prairie-chicken), 2546 nucleotides long. Its product is annotated as titin-like. NCBI's taxonomy places the organism in Eukaryota, Metazoa, Chordata, Aves, Galliformes, Phasianidae. Gene Ontology annotation, cellular component: axon; plasma membrane. The record is from RefSeq and is a predicted model, not a curated record. Bases 370 to 1593 code for a protein of 407 amino acids. Gene Ontology annotation, molecular function: cell-cell adhesion mediator activity. Gene Ontology annotation, biological process: homophilic cell-cell adhesion; dendrite self-avoidance; axon guidance. The transcript is spliced from 4 exons.